Neoarius graeffei (lesser salmon catfish) is the source of this 7221-nucleotide messenger RNA. RefSeq lists its product as uncharacterized. The record is from RefSeq and is a predicted model, not a curated record. The coding region runs from base 4943 to 6898 and encodes 651 amino acids. NCBI's taxonomy places the organism in Eukaryota, Metazoa, Chordata, Actinopteri, Siluriformes, Ariidae. The transcript is spliced from 5 exons.
GCCUGUAGUCAGCUGGGAUAGGCUCCAGCUUGCCUGCGACCCUGUAGGACAGGAUUAAGCGGCUACAGAUAAUGAGAUGACUUUAUUGCACAACUGGGAUGGAGAAGUAAAGCUCACUACUGACCUCUAGUGGAGAAUAAAAUAUACCACUGCAAAUUUGUCACCUGUACAAUGCUCUAAUAGCCAGCCACUGCAUUGCAGGUACAGACGCUCAACAAUGAGAUUAUUUAUAAAAUAAAUAUUUUCUGAACGAAUUAAGUGAAAUUGAACAAUUUUCCACGGCACACCUGAUGAUCUCUCACGGCACACUGGUGUGCUGCGGCACAGUGGUUGAAAAACACUGCUCUAAUUUACUGUAGUCUGCUUUACAAAGAAAUCUAAUUCCAUUAUUAUUUGAACUCCAGGUGAAGUCUGUCUUCAUUAAUAUACAGAAAGUAACAUUUUAUUACAGGCUGUAAAUAAAAUAUAAACCUGAUUAUAUUUUCCCUCCAGAUUUCAAACUGUUCCAGCUAAAGAACCCCUUUUCACUGAUCUUUUAAAGCCAAGAAUAUCGUUAAAGGAACAAAACUAUAAAAUGUGUACAAAAAAAAGGAACAAUGACAAAUACGGUUCACAUAAAUCUUGUUAAUUGUGUGAAGUGUGUGAACAGAAUAUUCACUGCAUUUCAGCAUUAAAGAUGAUUUAGUUGUUUAUUUCUUACCCAUCUUUAACACGGCUGUAAAACCCCUUCACUGCGCUGGAUGCCGACUGAAACCCAAAAUGCAGUGCCACAUCUUUACUCACAAACACCUACAUGACACACAGGAAUAUACAUGUUUAUAUUUUAAAACAUUUCACAUAAUGUAGCAAAGUCGGACUGGAGUAAAGUCGGACUGGAGUAAAGUUGGACGGUAGUAAAGUCAGACUGGAGAAAAGUUUGAUAGUAGUAAAGUUGGACUGUACAACGUCUCCAUGGGAGAAAAGCUGAUAGAGUGAGGGACGGGUUUUCUCAAUCUCCACAGAGGUAGUGAUCCUGUUCUUCUCCUCAUGUGUGGCCUUGUAGCUUUUCACCUGCUCGAUCAUCUUCACCUGUUCAUCAGCGUUACGACCCUGAACACACACACACACACACACGCGCGCACUAAAAAACCCAUGUAUAUGGUGCCCUGUGCCCACAGUUUGGUACGGUUACUGAUCCCAAUGCAGGGCUUUAAUGAAGAGGAAGAGCACUUGCUCUGCAAUUGGUCCAGGAGCCAGAGAACCCAUGAAGGCACAGGGAGCACUGAGCAGAGACAGAAUCGUGCAGGAGUUUGCGGCGUUCCCACCUCGCUGCCACCUCUGGGACACACAUCUGCAACACACACACACACAAAGUUUUUAAUUGACUUCUAUCUAUAUAAAAGUUCUUAUUAGAAAAUCAUAUCCACUCAUUUUUAACAUAAAUUGCAGGAAGUUUGAAAUUAUUUUUGACAGUAUAAUUCACUCUCUGACAUCAGCGGUGACAUCAUUACACUGUAAGGAGGCGUGUCUCCUGAGCGCCAAUAUUACAUAUCUGUGAGUGGCAAAAGUAUGUGAACCUCUAGGAUUAGCAGUUAAUUUGAAGGUGAAAUUAGAGUCAGGUGUUUUCAAUCAAUGGGAUGACAAUCAGGUGUGAGUGGGCACCCUAUUUUAUUUAAAGAACAGGGAUCUAUCAAAGUCUGAGCUUCACAACACAUGUUUGUGGAAGUAUAUCAUGGCCCGAACAAAGGAGAUUUCUGAGGACCUCAGAAAAAGCAUUGUUGAUGCUCAUCAGGCUGGAAAAGGUUACAAAACCAUCUCUAAAGAGUUUGGACUCCACCAUUCCACAGUCAGACAGAUUGUGUAUGGAUGGAGGAAAUUCAAGACCAUUGUUACCCUCCCCAGGAGUGGUUGACCAACAAAGAUCACUUCAAGAGCAAAGGAUGUAAUAGUUGGCGAGGUCACAAAGGAUCCCAGGGUAACUUCUAAGCAACUGAAGGCCUCUCUCACAUUGGCUAAUAUUAAUGUUCAUGAGUCCACCAUCAGGAGAACACUGAACAACAUUGGUGUGCAUGGCAGGGUUGCAAGGAGAAAGCCACUGCUCUCCAAAAAGAACAUUGCUGCUCGUCUGCAGUUUGCUAAAGAUCACAUGGACAAGCCAGAAGGCUAUUGGAAAAAUGUUUGUGGACGGAUGAGACCAAAAUAGAACUUUUUGGUUUAAAUGAGAAGUGUUAUGUUUGGAGAAAGGAAAGCACUGCAUUCCAGCAUAAGAACUUUAUCCCAUCUGUGAAACAUGGUGGUGGUAGUAUCAUGGUUUGGGCCUGUUUUGCUGCAUCUGGGCCAGGACGGCUUGCCAUCAUUGAUGGAACAAUCAAUUCUGAAUUAUACCAGCCAAUUCUAAAGGAAAAUGUCAGGACAUUUGUCCAUGAACUGAAUCUCAAGAGAAGGUGGGUCAUGCAGCAAGACAACGACCCUAAGCACACAAGUCAUUCUACCAAAGAAUGGUUAAAGAAGAAUAAUGUUAAUGUUUUGGAAUGGCCAAGUCAAAGUCCUGACCUUAAUCCAAUCAAAAUGUUGUGGAAGGACCUGAAGCGAGCAGUUCAUGUGAGGAAACCCACCAACAUCCCAGAGUUGAAGCUGUUCUGUACGGAGGAACGGGCUAAAAUUCCUCCAAGCCGGUGUGCAGGACUGACCAACAGUUACCGCAAACGUUUAGUUGCAGUUAUUGCUGCACAAGGGUGUCACACCAGAUACUGAAAGCAAUGGUUCACAUACUUUUGCCACUCACAGAUAUGUAAUAUUGGAUCAUUUUCCUCAAUAAAUAAAUGACCAAGUAUAAUAUUUUUGUCUCAUUUGUUUAACUGGGUUCUCUUUAUCUACAUUUAGGACUUGUGUGAAAAUCUGAUGGUGUUUUAGGUCAUAUUUAUGCAGAAAUAUAGACAAUUCUAAAGGGUUCACAAACUUUCAAGCACGACUGUAUUAUCAGCACAUUACAUGAUAUACAGUCCUGUGCAAAAGUCUUAGGCACAUGUAAAGAAAUGCUGUAGACCAAAAAUGGCUUUAAAAUAAUGAAAUGAAAUGUUUCAACAUUAAAAAACACUAUAAACAGCAGUAAGCCAUAAUAAAUGAAACAAAGUCAAUAUUUGGUGUGAGACAAUCCUUUGUUUAAAAAAAAUAUAUACACUAUAUUGCCAAAAGUAUUCGCUCACCUGCCUUGACUCACAUAUGAGCUUAAGUGACAUCCCAUUCCUAAUCCAUAGGGUUCAAUAUGACGUCGGUCCACCCUUUGCAGCUAGAACAGCUUCAACUCUUCUGGGAAGGCUGUCCACAAGGUUUAGGAGUGUGUUUAUGGGAAUUUUUGACCAUUCUUCCAGAAGCGCAUUUGUGAGGUCACACACUGAUAUUGGACGAGAAGGCCUGGCUCUCAGUCUCCGCUCUAAUUCGUCCCAAAGGUGUUCUGUCGGGUUGAGGUCAGGACUCUGUGCAGGCCAGUCAAGUUCAUCCACACCAGACUCUGUCAUCCACGUCUUUAUGGACCUUGCUUUGUGCACUGGUGCACAGUCAUGUUGGAAGAGGAAGGGGCCAGCUCCAAACCGUAAAAACAGUCUGCAUGCCUAGGUGCUUGAUUUUAUACACCUGUGGCCAUGGAAGUGAUUGGAACACCUGAUUCCGAUAAUUUGGAUGGGUGAGCAAAUACUUUUGGCAAUAUAGUGUAUAUAGUCGUCUCAGGUACAGUGAGUGCAGUUCUAUAAGGAAAUGAGCUGUAGGUUUUACUGAGCAUCUUACAGAACCAGCCGCAGUUCUUCUGGACACUUUGACUGUCACACUCGCUUCUUCAUUUUGCAGCAAAACCCAGCAGCCUUCAUGAUGUUUUCUUUUUUUAAUCUGAAAAGUGAUCUCUUAUGUAAUGUGCUGCUCAGAUACAAACUUUUUUUCCCUGUAACAUUUAAUUUUGUGAUGGAAAACGAACAUUUGGACUCUAAAAUGUUUUUGCACUGACUCAAUAAUGUACAAGUCAUAAAAUAGAAAUCGAUAACAAAGUUUGUAUAAAAAACAGGGUGCCUAAGACUUUUGCACACUGUACUGUAAGUUAAUGUAAUUAGAUAUAAGGUGGACACUUCUUGAAGCUUUUCUGAGAUCAGACCUUCUUUCAUAAUUUCAGAUCCAAACGUUUGCAAAAGCUGCAUUAGUAGAAGGUUUUAAUAAACACUUUUGACAGUGUUAUAAUGAGUUAUAACAGUAUCAUACUGCUAAGUUUUUCUAACAUUCCUCAGGUUUGUAGGGUGCAUUGUGCACAUCGCUAACUGAUAGUCAUUAGUGUAUAUUACCUGUUAGCUCCAUUAGACUUGCAGAGCAACAGCUACACUAUAACAGUAAUGUCCUGGUUGAUCUAUCUGUAAAAACUGUGGGGUGUUUCUGAACCGCUCCUUUAACAUGCACACAGCAGUAAGAGCUGUACUUUAACCCUGACUCUUGUCUUUAUUAAUGCGCCGUUAUAAUAAAGGACAGAAUUAAAAUAUUUUAUUAGAUUAUUUUAGUAUAUAAACCUGGUGUCCGUGUCCUCUUCCGGAAAUGUAUCCACCACGUUAAUGAUGUCCAAACACACCAAACCUACACACAGGAUCUUCUUCUGCUCCAUUUUUCUGUGUGUGUGCGUGUACUGUGUAUCACGUGUGUAGUGUUGUGAGUGGAACAUGGACUUGGGGUGAAAGUUAAACCAUGCCGCGCUCUGAUUGGUCAAAAGAGAGGAAGGGCGGAAGUUUGCUGUCUGGCCGCCAUCUUACCACACCCAUAGCAUUACAUGGUUUUCACAUGACGUCACAGAGUCGGGGAUUCCCUGGUGGCGGCCAUCUUGGGGGGCAAGCUUACCGUACGGGUCACUGAGCACACAUUGUAACGCGCGAGUUACAUUCAUUUAUAAUAUUAUUUACAUUUAUAGUUACAUUAUUACUAUUUAAAGCUAGCAAUGGUGCACACCUGUUGUAUUCAUGGCUUUCGUAAUAAGUCAGGUGAUGACGUCAAGCGGAGCUUUUAUGUAAUUCCCACUGUACGGGAGCACGAAGGCGAGCAAACAAAGAAACUCAGCAUACAAAGGAGAAAUCUAUGGCUUGCGAGAAUCAACCGCAAGGAUUUUCAGCCUUCCAAACACAGCAGAGUCUGCUCCGAUCAUUUUAUAAGUGGAACAUCGACUGACUUGUAUGACACAACCAACCCUGAUUGGGCACCUUCACGAAAACUGGCUGCAGGAAGUGUUAGUCCAGAUCAAAAAGCAACUAUGAAUAAGGUCACCAGGUAUGAGAGGGCUAAAGCCAGGAAAGAAAAGAAGGAGCGGUUUGAAGCAGCUGGUGCACUUCGACAGAUGGCUUCAUUCGUAGAAGAGCCUCAACACUUUGCUGAGUCCACACUAAGUACAUGCAAGGAAGAAACAGUGGAUACUUUUGAAGCAGCAGCUACCUUGCAGAGGGACGAUGUGGAGAAACGGUUACAGACUUCAGUGCAUUUCCAUGAUUACUUUCAGCCUCCGGAAGAGGAAACCAAGAGCACUGGCAUCGGUGUCGUAUCAGAGACCAAUCAAGAGAUGCAGAUAAAUUUCACUUGUGCAGAGCACACAGAUGUUCGCUGUCCCAGUGAAGCUGGAAAGCAGGAUACAGGGAAGAAAAGUAAUCACCCCCUGUCACCUGAUUAUGUGCCAAGCAUUUUCACACACAAAAAGUCGUCUGCAAAACAAAAAAACACAAAAGCAUUGCAGAAGUCUGAAAAGCGACAAAAGCUGAAGAAAAGGAAACGUGGAAGUAGAAAACAAGUUACAGCAGAAUGUGCAGUGCUUGGCCUUCGAGACACUGAUGUAACCACUCCUUCUGAAUGCUCCACGGAUUCCACUGAAUUAUCUCCUGAAGUUGCAGAUCUCAAAGAUGAAGGAAGUGCAGAAGCUUUAGAUGAAAAUGAAGCAUUGCCUUUUGAGCUCCAAUGCAGAAUCCUGAGGAAGGAAAAUCGUACUUUGAAGGAACAACUGAAAAAAUACUUUCUCUGUCCGGAGUCUUUUUCAGAGGACAAUGACAAAGUGGAACAAUUUACAGGUCUUCCAACAUAUGGGAUUAUGAUGGUGACGUUCCAGUUUAUACGGCCUUAUUUAAAUUUAAACAGGAAGUUUUCACCUUUCCGGCAGUUCCUGCUGACAUGUAUGCAUCUUCGACUGAACUUAAACUUACAGUUUUUAGCCUUCUUAUUUUCCAUUUCUUUGGAAACUGCAUCCAGAGUAUUUAGUAACACGUGUGAUGUUAUGUUCUGUCGCCUCGUUCCGGCGCUGGUGAUCUGGCCAGAUAGGAAACAUUUACGGCAAAGUCUGCCAGUUUCAUUUCAACAAAACUUUGAGAAAUGUUGCUGUAUAAUUGACUGUUUUGAAAUAUUUCAGGAAAAACCGAGUGAUGUGGAAACACCGAGAAAAACCUGUUCGCAGAAUAAAAGCCACAACUCUUCAAAAUAUCUGAUCGGUAUUGCCCCACAAGGCGCGGUUUGUUUCGUUUCUCAGGGGUGGGAUGGUCACUGCAGCGACGAACACAUAACAGAACAUUGCGGGUUUCUGGAUGAACUUUUGCCAGGGGAUCUGAUCCUAGCAGACAGAGGGUUUGAUGGAGGUGACGCUGUUGGAUUGCCUUCUGCAAAUGUAAACAUUUCUGCGUUUACUCGGGGAACGUCCCAAAUGAGCGCAUUGGAUGUGGAGGGCACAAGGGCGCUCGCGUCAGCCAGAAUCCAUGUUGAGAGGGUUAUUGGAAUGGUUCGUCAGAAAUACACAAUACUGAGCAAUACUGUGCCCAUAUCUCUUGUACAUUCAAAAGAUAAUGGAAUAACAUCUUUGGACAAAAUAGUACAUAUCUGCUGUGCAUUGACGAACCUGUCUGACCCCAUGAUUCUUUUUGAGUGAAAAAAAAGGACAAAAUUCACUUUUAUUUGAAACCCUCAUUUUAUGGAUUACAUGAUGUCUGAACAGCUACUUUAUUUUUUAUUUGUGUAAUACUUCUGACAAAGACAGCUUAAAAUUCUUUUAACAAUUUUUAGAUGUGAUAAAAAUCAUAAUAUCAAUCACAGUUAAUGUACAUAUUUGAGAAGGAUUUGAUGGAAAUUUUUACCAUACUGCAAAUGGCACAAUUCAGUGUAAUUUGUCAAUAUUAUACAGUGACAGUUUAUAAACAUUGCUGUAUGCUUUAUAGUUUGUAUUAUAAUUUUGACGUGGAAUUCUUGGCAAAA